AUGAGCAAUGGCACUCAAGCGUGGAGAGUGGAGCUUGAAACCAUGGAGAUUGUGCAGUGGGACCAAGGGCAGAGCCUGGCCUUCUUGUACCAGGAACAGCAAAAAGAAGCGCAGGCAGAAUGGGCUGCGUGGGAAGCCUGCUUUGCAGGGCAGGCUCAAGAGCUGGCCCAGUUGGCCUCUGAGGAAAGCCUGAGCCCCAAGGAAGAGUCUUCCAGGCUUGUGGGGCCUGCGGUGCUGGCUGCAAUUGACGGGAAGAGCAGCGUACCCGUCAGCAGAGGACAUGUGGAGUUGGGCAGUGAGAAGACUCGGGUUCCCCAUCCUCCGGCGGAGCCCAGAAGAAAGGAGACCAAGCGGAGGUGGAGAACAGCUGUGAACCCUCCACCAGUGGAUGAGGAGAGUGCAGCGGCCAUGCUGCAGCAAAUCCAGGCUGACCACCUUUCCCCUCGAGGAGUCCAGGUUCUGAAAGGCUUGGAGGCAUUCAGAACCCGCCAAGAAACAUUCAAGUAUGCUGCCGAGAGGAAGAGAGCGCAGCAAGAGGAGCAGAAGCAGCUGCCCUGCACUCGGCGAGGAUGCUGGUAUGGCUCCGGAGGGGAAGGCCCUACGAAGAGCGCUGUCCACAAGGCAGCGGGGCACCAUGGGCAAGGCCGAAGAAAGGUCCUGAGCUGCUGCUAUGGAGCUGUCUGGCCCUAA
Dromaius novaehollandiae (emu) is the source of this 690-nucleotide messenger RNA. RefSeq lists its product as uncharacterized. Lineage: Eukaryota; Metazoa; Chordata; Aves; Casuariiformes; Dromaiidae. The record is from RefSeq and is a predicted model, not a curated record. Bases 1 to 690 code for a protein of 229 amino acids. The transcript has 6 exons.